Dendroctonus ponderosae (mountain pine beetle) is the source of this 2042-nucleotide messenger RNA. Its product is annotated as sodium/potassium-transporting ATPase subunit beta-1. Bases 217 to 1188 code for a protein of 323 amino acids. Gene Ontology annotation, molecular function: ATPase activator activity. Gene Ontology annotation, biological process: intracellular potassium ion homeostasis; potassium ion import across plasma membrane; intracellular sodium ion homeostasis. The transcript is spliced from 6 exons. Gene Ontology annotation, cellular component: sodium:potassium-exchanging ATPase complex. The record is from RefSeq and is a predicted model, not a curated record. NCBI's taxonomy places the organism in Eukaryota, Metazoa, Arthropoda, Insecta, Coleoptera, Curculionidae.
UACCUCCUGCGAGCGCCUGCGGACAAGUUUCUUCCUGCAGCGUACGCACCGAGGAGUCAAGCAGCCAGAUAACAUUUUAUCAAAAUGUUUUAAAGAAUCGCUCAAUGUUCAGCUCAGUGUUUGCCGUCCUGCUAACUUGAGCACGGGAUAGUGUGGAUCGGCUAUUAGCAGGAAUAUUCGUUUUUACCGUUAAGUGUGGUUCAGGAUUGUUUGAACAUGGUUGUGGGCAAACCCGAAGAUAACGGCGAAUACAUCGAUGGUCGAUUUCGUGAACCUUCGUAUGAGACAAAAUGGGAAUCUUUCAAAAAAGCCAUUUACAAUCCAAGUACAAAUGCAGUUUUUGGAAGAACCGGUAAAAGUUGGGCUCAACUAUUAUUAUUCUAUGCCAUUUUCUAUGUGAUAUUAGCCGCUCUAUUCGCAAUUUGCAUGCAAGGCUUGUUCGCCACUCUCAACGAUAAAGAGCCCACAUGGACUCUGGAUAAAAGCUGGAUCGGAACGAAUCCUGGUUUAGGGGUGCGACCGGUUUCUAACCGAUUCGAAGAAGGUUCACUGAUCUGGUACAAUAUGACCAAUCAGACCCAAAUCGGCAAAUGGGUUCACUUGAUCAACGACUUUUUAGCACCAUAUAAUGCCAGUCAAACAGGAACAAACUACGUGAAUUGCGACUUUGAUAAACCGCCUGGAGAAGGACAAGUUUGCGCAACCGAUUUAUCAAAGCUGGGCAAUUGUAAUCAUGGUCGUGCUUAUGGCUACAACAGCUCAUCACCCUGUAUAUUUUUGAAAUUGAAUCGGAUUAUUGGAUGGGAACCGGAGUAUUAUACAACGGCGCAGGCUGAUAUGCCGGAUGAGUUGAAAAUUCACAUUCAAAAUAAUACAAGCAGCGAGCUCGAAAAAAAGCAAGUGUGGGUGUCUUGUCAAGGAGUGGACACCAUCGAUCGGCAACACGUCAAGGAAUUCCGUUAUUAUCCACAAGGAUUUGCCAGCUAUUAUUAUCCCUAUAGGAAUUAUCCAAAUUAUUUGAGCCCAAUCGUCGCGGUGGAGGUUAUCAAUUUAACUCCUAAUGUUAUCAUCAGUAUUGAAUGCAGAGCCUGGGCAAAAAAUAUCAUAUACAGAGGCGGGGUUCUGAACAGAGCCGGAUCGAUUCAAUUUGAGAUGCAAGUGGACGCAGCAACUGAAUCGCAUAAAUAAAGUGUCUCAAGUUAACAACAGUAUGGCUUCAGUACUUAUUUUUAUACUUUGUUUUUGUCGUAUUUACUUAGGUCAGUGUAGGUUGUGCCUUAUACUAUUUAAUCACUUAUUCUGCUAGAUACUUAUUAUUUUCUUAAUGUAGGAAUGAUGCAAGAGCGCGUGUCCAAAGCUUUAAACUCGGGCCUUAUCUGUAUGUAUGUUUGUUUUCGAUAAAUAUAAAGUGUUUAAUAUUUAUGUGCCUUGGUAUUGUAAGUCUACAAACUAAUUUGUCGGAUCAAAUAGUAAAUUAUUCAUAUGUAUUUUUUAAAACGUUCUAAUAUAAUUUUGAUAAUGAUAUGUAACUAUACGUUUAACUACAAAAUUACUAUACCUAUACUAGAAAAAGUGUGCGCUUUUGAAAAUGGUAGUAGGUACAUUCAUUCGAACAAAUCUUAAUACAUACUUAUAGAUAUAUAGAACUAACCAUGUCAUGUGUUCUCUUUUGUUGUGAUAUAGACUAGAAACUUGUAGCUUAUUAACUUAAAAUUUAAGUUGAUGUUUUCAACCUAAAUUUAAUUAACUAUUCCUUUGAACUACUAUAAUAAAACGCAUUUGGAAUCGGCCUCACGAAUCGACUAUUUCAAUAUAUUUCUCUUGGUAGAAUUAGUCAGACAACAUAACAAACCGACAAGUUUGUGCCUUGGAAAUGAAAAGAAAAUAUUUUCUAAAUAAGACCAACACAAAAGAGACACAUAUUGAAAUGGUCAUUUUAUACUAGACAUAAGUAAAGGUACAAAAUCAAUUUUGUUUGUUUGAAAUUUUCGUUUUAUAUUAAUUAUUUUGAAAUAAACUGAUGACUUUUCUGAUAUAUUUUA